UCCAAUCGUCUCGCGACAUUACUCGAAUUUUCGAUUGAUAGCACUUUUCUUCCGCAGUUGUUUGUGUGUGUUAGAACCCUUGGUGUAUUAUACAGAAAAAGAGCUAUCUUAUAGCAAUGGCUGAAAAAAUCCAAGAGUUAAACGCAGACAUUGAAGAGUUGCGGUCUCUGCUCAAAGUGGCUACGCGUCAGAAAGUGAAGGACGUGCUCGGAAUCGAGAUUCGGAGGCUGGAAACGAGUCUUAUUUUUCUAAAGGCGGCCGAGGAAAGCAAGCCAAAUGACCCGUCUGGCAAAACGAAACCUGAAAGUAAACCACGACCAAACAAUACCGCGCCUAUCUACAAGAUUAGAAACUAUGCUUGGGACCAAUCGGAUAAGUUUGUCAAAUUCUAUGUUGCCUUGCCCCAGGUUCAUGAGCUGGACCCCAGCUGCGUCACCCUCACAACAAGUUCAACAAGUUUUUGUCUGGAAGCGCGGUUCCCUGACAAGGUUCAAAUGUUUGGUUUUGAAAACCUGCUUAGUGAGAUAUCAACCGAAAGGUCACAUCAUAAAGUAAAGACCGAUCAGGUUGUUAUCUUUCUUAAGAAAGUGCAGGAGGGCAAAAAAUGGGCUUACGUAACGGCCACAGAGAAGCAGCUCAAGGAAGCUCGCGAAGCAGAAAAAAUGAAAGAUUUUAGUAAGGAUAAGAAUGAAGACGAUCCUUCCGCUGGAUUGAUGAACCUCAUGAAAAGGAUGUACCAGGAAGGGGACGAUGAUAUGAAACGGACGCUUGCGGAAGCCUGGACAAAGGCGCAGGAUAAAAAAAAUUCAAUGGAUAUGUCUGGUGAUCUGUAAUAUGUUAAGACAAUAGUGAAAUGAUAAAAUAUAGAUCAACGAUGUAUUGGCGUUUGCUCUCACAGAGCAGCACGCGGCAUGUGAGGCAGUAGAAAGAAAGGAAUAUGGAACAUCAUUCAUUGUACGUUUCAUGCUUUUGCUUGUUCUUGCUACAGUACUUGUCUUUCUUUCAAUCAACAUCAACAAUCAUUCUUUAGUUUUAAAAAGCUGUUAGUGUGUCACGAUCGGGCUGGUAUACGCUUGUCAUUCACUACAUUAUUUUAAAUCUAUUAAAGUAGCCAUGAGGCUAUGGGAAGAACCACCUUUCAUUAACUGCCUAUAUAUACGUCCCAUUAUAAAUAUAACGUAAAUUAAUAAAUGCUUAAUAUCUAGUUCA
Messenger RNA from Varroa destructor (honeybee mite), 1209 nucleotides. RefSeq names its product calcyclin-binding protein. Gene Ontology annotation, biological process: heart development. Gene Ontology annotation, cellular component: nucleus. Gene Ontology annotation, molecular function: S100 protein binding; tubulin binding; ubiquitin protein ligase binding. The record is from RefSeq and is a predicted model, not a curated record. Lineage: Eukaryota; Metazoa; Arthropoda; Arachnida; Mesostigmata; Varroidae.